UCCGAUGUUCUUUUCGGAAUGGUCGAAACGUUGCGUUUGUGCUGACUGCUGAGGAAAACGUGACCACAGCGAAGAUUCCGUCGUCGUGUGGCCGAUCGUGAUUCAACGGAACGUAUACGGGAGUGUUAUACAUGAUAUUGCAUCGCGUAUCAACGUACAUUAAGGCAGUCGCGCAACGGGAUGCAGUUAUCGAAGUAAAUCGACCGCAGUAACACGGGACACGGGGUAUUUUUCGCAUUAACACACGGGCACGGGCAUCCGGGUGCCGGCACAUAUCAAUAUACGGCGGAGCACGAAGGAUUGGUUAUUGAAAAAAUGGCGGCGGAAAUGCUAAGAACGGAGGGCAAGAAUCGAAUGAUGGUUUUUAAGAACAAAGGCAAAGAUCAAGAAGAAAUGAGAAGAAGGAGAAAUGAAGUAACAGUGGAGUUACGCAAAAACAAACGUGAUGAAACUUUACAGAAACGAAGAAAUGUGCCUAUAGAUUUAACGGACGAGGAAGACGUCGAUAAACAUCUCGUUGACCUAUCAAAAAUCAAUUUAAAAGAAUUAGUAAUGAAAGCUGCUAGUAAAGAUCCAACCGUUCAAUUACAAGCUGUGCAAUCGGCUAGAAAGUUAUUAUCCUCAGAUCGUAACCCACCGAUCGAUCGAUUAAUUGAUAGUGGCAUUUUACCUAUUUUAGUUGAUUGUCUCGAACAGCACAAUAGUCCAUCACUGCAGUUUGAAGCAGCGUGGGCUUUGACAAACAUUGCGAGCGGAACAUCAUCCCAGACGCAGGCGGUCGUAAGUGCUGGCGCGGUUCCACACUUCUUGCGUUUGCUGCUUUCGAGUCAACAAAAUGUUUGCGAGCAAGCCGUAUGGGCUUUAGGAAAUAUUAUUGGGGACGGUCCAGUGUCUAGGGAUUAUGUUAUCGAGCUCGGCGUUGUACGACCGUUGUUAAUGUUUAUUAAACCGGAUAUACCAAUUAGUUUUUUACGUAACGUAACAUGGGUAAUCGUAAAUUUAUGUAGGAACAAAGAUCCACCGCCACCUGUUCAAACUAUCAAAGAAAUUUUACCUGCUCUUAACAUGCUCAUUCAUCAUACAGAUAUCAAUAUUCUUGUCGAUACAGUGUGGGCAUUGAGUUAUCUGACCGAUGGUGGUAACUCACAAAUCCAGUUGGUCAUAGACAGCGGUGUAGUGCCCCGUCUUAUACCACUACUCUCGCACAAAGAAGUUAAGGUUCAAACGGCGGCUCUGAGGGCAGUCGGCAAUAUCGUAACGGGAACGGACGAACAGACGCAGGUCGUACUAAACUGCGACGCGCUUUCGUAUUUCCCUAAUUUAUUGACCCACACGAGGGAAAAGAUUUGUAAAGAAGCAGUUUGGUUUCUUUCGAACGUGACCGCCGGCAAUCAAUCCCAGGUUCAAGCGGUCAUAGACGCUGGAUUACUGCCACUUAUUAUUCGUAAUUUAGCGAAUGGUGAAUUCCAAACGCAAAAGGAAGCAGCGUGGGCAAUCAGCAACUUAACGAUAAGUGGCAACGAAGAACAAGUCGCGCGGAUGAUACAAGAAGGCGUGAUAGAACCAUUCUGUAACCUUCUCGAUUGUAAAGAUACUCAAGUUGUACAGGUUGUUUUAGAUGGUAUAAACAAUAUGCUCAAACUUGCUGGAUCGCAAUUUGAUCAAUUGGCCACUAUGAUCGAGGAAUGUUCAGGUUUGACUAAGAUCGAGGAGCUACAAAAUCACGAUAACAUAGAUAUUUAUAAGCUAGCGUUUGAAAUUAUUGAGCAAUACUUUUCGGGAGACGCGAACGACACGAGCGUGGAACCACAGACACAGAUCGUGGAGCCGAUAUUCGACUUCGAUAACACGCCAGGCGGAGGUUUUAAAUUCUGAGAGGGCCUCCAUUAUUUCUUAUGCGAUCGUGCCGUCCCCCGACAAACUCCAUUACGGAGCCAUUUUGCUUACCCUUUUCUAUUCUGUCUCAUUCUUGCUCCCGCGACACGUGGCAAUUCCAAUGCGCCACUGCUGAACCAAGAAUCACGUUUCUUUUCGCUAAUAAUUGAAAAAUGUAAUUAUUACUGGCCGGCACUCUGCCCCGGGAGAAAGGAGAUUGGAACGAGCCGCGGGCAAACUGACGAAGCGAAAAAGUUUCUUAUUCAUAUAAGAAUCUGCGUUCUAUUAUUUACUUUUUGAUUCUUUUAACUAUGUGUACGUUAACUGAUUUUCUUCGACUGCUCGUAAAUGAGAAAAAGAGAAAAUAAAUCAAUGGUGGAGCGAAAUUUAAUCGAAUGCAACCAGCGUGCAUUAUACCGACACUAAAUUAUUCUAGCGACUUAUUAUCAAUUAACGUGCUCUCUAAAUUGAAGAGCAAACAGCGAAAAGCAAGAGAAAGUAAGAAAAAAGGAAAGAAAGCUUUUUUUAUCGUUUGAUCGUGCUGCUCUCCACUCUAACUUGAAACGAGUCUUGGUUAGCGAUGUUACAUUUAUAAGACGAAUCAUGUAUAUUUUAGGCAUGUUAAAUUUAUAAUAUUCAUUACUAAAUAAAAAUAAAUCGAUUGAUUAUUCUUUAUUAGCUUAA
Molecule: messenger RNA, 2559 nt
Organism: Ceratina calcarata
Lineage: Eukaryota; Metazoa; Arthropoda; Insecta; Hymenoptera; Apidae
Gene: Kap-alpha3
Product: karyopherin alpha3
Exons: 9
Coding region: 316-1875 (519 amino acids)
Biological process (GO): protein import into nucleus
Cellular component (GO): cytoplasm
Molecular function (GO): nuclear import signal receptor activity; protein binding
Source: RefSeq, a predicted model, not a curated record